ACCAUCGAUGAAGCUGUUAUAAAGUCGCAAGUACAAUAAAUUUUUCGAUCGUUUUUAUAUGUGUAUAUGGAGAGGCACACUGAUAUUUUCGUAUACUUUAAAGUUGGUUUGGAUUAAAGUUUCGAGUAUAUACGCGAAAAAAAAAACUGAGGAAAGUAAACUGCAGCGGAUAUUUUACUUUUCAUUUCGCGAUCGAUAUUUUAAGCCGUCGCACGUCUAAUUAAUAAAUGUGCGAGAGCGUUCGGUUUAGUGUAUUCAAAGCUUCUGUCGUAUGGAUUUUUUGUUUCUUAGUUUCCAUUAAGGAUUUUCGGGUGCGUGUGAGUGUGGGUGACGAAUGCGGAUCAUUUUUUUUAUUAAAUUGAAGAAAAAGGAGAAAAAAAGGAAGAAAUAAGUUUGGGCUCCCUUCGAUAUUGAUCGUGCUGUGCUUAAUUUUGAAUUGAUAAAUCGGUGUAAUGUGAACUGUUGGUCUUGAUUUUCAAAAUAUAAAAUACAGAGUGUCGUCGAAAAUGACUGUGAUGUUUCAUUGUUUAGUUUAUGUUACUUAAGAUCAUUUUUUCUCUUGUACGAAAGUUAUAAUGACGUUCAGAUACCGAAAAACGAUAAUUAACUGAAACAAUGGAUUAAUGGCUGAUGAACGGAUAUUAAUGUAACAUUUAAACGCUUCGUUUCGAUUUUACAAAUUAAGUAAUGGGGUUGACGAAACACUAUCUCAAAUAUGGACAAAGUGCACGAGAUAAAUUAUUUGGCCUAUCCAGAGAUUCAAAAUCAAGUGGUCCAACGCCACUGUCGAUGCUUAUAUCUCAAGGAGCCAAAUUUAAUAGUAAUAGAGUUGCUGUGAUAAUUUUAGGAAUAAUUACACUCAUAGCAGGAGUUUUAUUAUCUUCCAUCCCAUGGCUAGAUUAUUUUAUUUUAAAGAAUUUAAGACUGUGGAAUAACACAUUGAGUUUUCAUUACUGGCAGAAACCAGGUGUGAUACGCUUAACGAAAGUUUAUAUAUUUAACGUAACGAAUCCAGACGGAUUUCUAUUGGGCGAGAAGCCUAAAUUGGUUGAAGUCGGCCCAUUUGUUUAUAGGGAGGACAUGGAAAAGGUUAACAUACAGUUCCAUGACAAUUACACAGUCACUUUUCAACAUAAGAAAAUUCUUCAAUUUGUUCCUGAAUUGAGUGUGGAUAAGAAUUUAAAAUUAACAACGCCCAACAUUCCGUUAUUGACAUUAACCAGUCAUUCGAAUUCCCUUGGCUUUGUAAUAUCGCGAAGCAUAUCAUUAAUUUUAUCGAUGUCGUCAUACAAGCCGUUCAAAUCGCUGACCGUAGACGAACUGCUAUUCGGCUAUGAUGAUACGUUAGUGAAUUUAGCGCAUAAAUUCUAUCCUAGAGAAAAGCGUCCAAUGUCUAAAAUGGGUCUACUCAUUGGACGCAAUGGAACAUUGACCGAAUACUCAUCAAUUAACACAGGACAUGGUGGAAUGGAUAAAUUUGGCUACAUAGAUCGACUUAAUGGAAUGGACACGUUGCCGUACUGGAAAGAUCCUCCUUGCAAUAACAUCGCAGCAUCGGAAGGAUCAUUUUUCCCACCGAGAGCGUACACAAAUUCAAACAUAGUUUAUGUGUAUGACAAAGAUUUGUGCCGUAUAAUGCCGUUGGAGUAUGUUAAGUCGAUUGUUAAAGAUGGAAUCGAUGCCGAUUUGUACGAGCUUCCUGAGAACACGUACGGUGACUCGCAGAACAACGAAAACAAUUCUUGUUACGAUACGCACGACUAUAGAGCCGUUAAAGGACUACAGAAUAUCAGUCCAUGCCAAUACGGUGCCCCUGUGUAUCUAUCAAAUCCACAUUUUUAUCAGGCUGAUCCUAGUCUCAUAGCAGAAGUUGAAGGACUGAAACCGAACCGGUCCUUACAUCAAACCUAUUUCAAAAUUCAACCGGCAAUAGGUGUGCCAAUUGAAGGAAAAGUUAGAAUUCAACUGAAUCUGAAAGUUGAACAGGCAAAACACAUUGGCUCAGUAAAGAAUUUUCGUGAUAUAGUUUUUCCUAUAGUGUGGGUGGAAGAGGGCGUUAGCGAUCUACCGCCAGACAUUCGCCGUUGGUUGUAUCUCGGCACUGUAUUUGCACCGAACGCUGCGCCAAUAAUGGCAUACGGAUUCAUCGUGACCGGUGCCUUUAUGUUAAUCUUUGUAUUUGUGCGUGCGUACAAAAAUUUCGUAUUCACCACGGAUCCAACGAUUGAAAUUUUGGAAAUGGGUCGUCGAUCGAUACGACGUGGUAGCAGUUUCCUGGUGCAACAUCAACAGCGGCUGCUGAUGCAACGCGACAGCUAUGUGCUGUUAAAGACGACCAACAAUAAUAACGAAGGAGAUUCGCCAUCUUAAAAUAGGUUGAACGAUUUUUCGGGAUCUGAAUUUUUUACGGUGAUAAGUAUUUGAAAUAGAACUGCAACGCAUGUGACCAUGUGAACAAAAAAAUCACAGAGCAAAAACUUGCAUGCGUUGCACGUUCUUUCGGAUACUUUUUCUGUAACAAAUAUUUUAAACUAAUUAGCGCUAUCAGAAUCACUCGAUGACAAUAUUCACAUAUGGGAAUGAUUCAAAAAUCAAAUUUAAACAAAAACAAAAUGAAGUUGAAAAGCUCUCACAACAAGUCGUUGAAACGAAGUAAUUUCGGUAUAUUUUUAAGGCUCACUGACCCAGUACGAAACAUGACAGGUGUCAACGACAAAUUUGGAAAAUGACAUACUUCAUAUAACUCAUAUUUAUUCAGUGAAAAUGCAUGCACUGACUUAAAUCUAGUUCCUGAAAGAUCACGUUAAGACAGCUAUCUGUAGCUACACAUGGCGACGCGAAAGGGACCUAAUUCAAAAAUUUUCUUUUGUUAUCUUGUCAAACUUGACAGAUGAACAGAAGAAAAUUUAAAAUUAGGUGCCUUUGGCGUUGCUAUGUGUAGCCAGACUACGGAAGGCAGAAAUUUGAACGGUUCAGCGGAUAAAUCCAUUAUAAAUUUUCAGGACAUAGAAAAUUCUCUUCUAAGUUCGUGGAGGCGCCACUAGAAAAUUGCUAUUGCCUUCGUGUGAUCAACUCAGAGGUGUCUUAAUAUGUUCUUGAUGAACCUAGACCUAAAGAUCAUCUUAACUUAACAUUAUGCUCAACUAGAAUUUAGUUUGAAGAACAAGAAAAAGAAGAAAAUUUUGAAGAAACAAAAAAAAAUCGUAAUUCCAUCUCUCCAAUUUAGUGUUGUUUGUUUAAGUAAUUAUGUCGAAUGGAUGUUAAUUUAUUGUGAUUUACUCCGUCCACAAAGAGAAAACCUAAAAAAUAAAUUUCAUCUUAAUUUAAGGGUGAACAUUCAAAUUUAAAACAAAACAAAAAAAAAAAUGAAAAAGAAAAACGGAAGAAAUUCUGUAUUUUUGUACGUUGCGUAGGUUAAGCGUUUCUCUAUUAAAAGUCCAUGUUUUAUCAAAGGAAAUAUUUUCAUGAAUAAAUUUUUCCAUUGA
Messenger RNA from Bradysia coprophila, 3485 nucleotides. It is a transcript of the gene dsb, whose product is annotated as scavenger receptor class B member debris buster. Lineage: Eukaryota; Metazoa; Arthropoda; Insecta; Diptera; Sciaridae. The record is from RefSeq and is a predicted model, not a curated record. Gene Ontology annotation, cellular component: cytoplasm; membrane. Gene Ontology annotation, molecular function: scavenger receptor activity.